CUGUUACUUCUCCUUCUCUCUACCUCUACCUUCUCUACCGCAGUUUAUUCCUUUACAACCUCUGUAUCGCCCGAAUCACUCACAAUUUCACCCCAAUCAUGAGUUCUCCCUUCGAUAUCAAUGGCGGUGCCUGCGUCGCCAUGGUGGGUAAGGACUGCGUUGCCAUCGCCUGCGAUCUCCGCCUGGGCAUGCAGGCCUUGACCGUCUCCAACAAUUUCCCCAAGAUCUUCAACUACGGCCCGUCGACCUUCCUCGGCUUGACGGGUCUGGCGACCGAUGUGGCGACCGUGUCCGACCUUUUCCGCUUCAAAGUGAACAUGUACCGUCUCCGCGAGGAGCGGAACAUCGCGCCCCAGACCCUGGCCAACCUGGUCAGCUCUUCGUUGUACGAGAAGCGUUUCGGUCCUUUCUUCGUCAGCCCUGUCAUUGCCGGCAUCAACAGCACAACGGGCAAGCCCUUCAUCUGCGGGUUCGACAGCAUUGGGUGUAUCGAUUUCGCCAAGGACUUCAUUGUGAGCGGAACCGCAAGUGAUCAGCUGUUCGGUACUUGCGAGGGUCUGUGGGAGCCGGACUUGGUAUGUGUCCUUACGCCUCGGAGGGGUCAUCUUGUCGGAUCAGAUGCUAACUGAGGUUGAUUGCCCUUGACAGGCUCCGGAGGACCUGUUCGAGACCAUCUCCCAAGCCCUGCUCAGUGCGGUCGACCGAGACGCUCUUUCCGGUUGGGGUGCACAGGUUUACAUAAUAGAGAAAGAUAAGGUUACCAAGAGACUAUUG
Molecule: messenger RNA, 774 nt
Organism: Aspergillus uvarum CBS 121591
Lineage: Eukaryota; Fungi; Ascomycota; Eurotiomycetes; Eurotiales; Aspergillaceae
Gene: pup3
Product: proteasome core particle subunit beta 3
Exons: 3
Biological process (GO): proteasome-mediated ubiquitin-dependent protein catabolic process
Cellular component (GO): proteasome core complex; proteasome core complex, beta-subunit complex
Source: RefSeq, a predicted model, not a curated record